CACUAGUUCGUAUAGUCUGCUACGUCGCUGUCAAAAUUAUCCGUUUACGCGUGUACGUGUGUAAUUAGUAGGAAUAAAGUCAACACGUAAAUAUACGGGCGGAUAUCAAAUAAAAUGGCUAUUUGAACGGUAUUUUGUUACUUGACACGUGAAAAAUGCGACAUUAAUCGGAUUUUGUAAAAUUUUUGACUAUAAAUAUGUUUUGAAGAAAAAUGCCAUCUGAAACAAAUGCCAUGGGCAGUGUUUCCAAGCAAGAGGAGGAUAUUGAGAAAUCUAAUGAACAGCCUGUCACAUCAAGGACUUUAAGUUCUACAAUCCAAGAAAUAUCGAGUGUAUCUACAAAUCAUACAAAUAUUUAUGUAGUAAAUGUUAAUAGUGACCAGGUAUCUAUAUCAGAUAUCAGAACUAAAUACUUGAACUCAGCUGGAGAUGCAGUUUCAUCAGCUACUGCUAGUUCUGUAGCAGAAAGUGAUUCGCCAGAAAUAGAUGCUCUGUGCCACGAAGAGAUGACAAAUUCAAAGGCUGAUAACGAAGACGACGAAUCAUUGGACAUUACAAGUGCAUCGGCAUUAGCUAAACAAACCGAGGAGAAUAACGACGAGGCGAAUAAAAAAUCGAUUGUCCUUGCUCACAGAAAUCUGUCCAGGAAGAAGUGCUUGCUGACAGAGAAUAUUUCUGAAAUUCGUCAUAACAUCUCAGAGCUGACGGCGCGCUCCGACAGUCUCUUGGACUCUGAAGAAGCUUGUGGCAAAGAUGUAGCAACGGAGGAAAGUGAUGGUAUCAUUGUACAGUGCAAAGGUCUUGAGGGAAAUGCGGGUGAUCCGUGUAAAGGCGGAUCUGAUGACGAUGUUGCGUCGGGGCAUAAAUCAGUGAAGGAUCACGCAGUGCCGCGCAAAGUAUCCUUAAAAGAUAACGACGUCACUGUGUACCAUGGCCAAGUGACGAACGUAUUAUUGAAAACGUCUAGCGAUUACAACGAAGACGACGACGACGACGAUGACGACGACGACGACGACGACGACGUACGUAAUGACGCGAAUCUAUUAACGGACGGAUUAGCAUCUCUGCCUUCACACACGUUUAAGGAACCGUUGGAUUCACAGGGUGCUUUACUGACGCGUUGUAGCGACGUGACCAACGGUGCGAGAACAUCCGCGGCGGACAAUAAUAAUAAGGGUAGAAACUCCCUGGAGGAUGCGGUCGACGGGAAUGAGGCGGCUGUCUUGCUGGGGCGCAAAGGGUCGCGAGACGACGUGACUUUAUCGCGCUACAACGACACCGCGAGUACGAGCAAGCCGUUCAAACUGCCAAUCUUAGAGAAAAUGCACAAAACUGCCAAUGUACAGCCGGCCGAGCUCGAGGAGAACGCAGUGGCGCUCUUGGAGUCGUCAUUUGCCAGACAGGAUCAUUUGGAGGAAGUGCGUUGCCUGGAUCUGGAGCCUCGUUCGUCGAGCGAGGAGAGCAAUUCGGACAUGGAGUCGUCUCAGCACGCGAGCCGCAACGACGUGAAGAAGAGACAAUGCAGGCCCAACGGAGUUGUGACGCAGGAGGGAGUGGAGUAUUAUCAACUUUGGCGCAGUAGAGGCGGACUGUCGUCCCCCGAGUCCUUGUACGAGACCCUCUACCCGAUGCCGCCACCACUUCCGCCGAGGGCCGCACACCGGCCGUUGCACAGGAGUAACGCUUUGCCGAGCGGCGCGCCCGAGUUACCCAAGAGGCAUUCUCAGAGGCACCCUACGCCACUGCAUCCCGAGGACUGCUUCGGUUUCGAGAUCGUGGACGUUGACGAGGCCUCGAAUCUUAAGUUGAGGACAGCGGUUACGAAGAGCAUCGCGUUGUUGAGCUCGCCGAGGUCGCACAGGCAACGAGAGAGGCCGGAAUCGGCCAAUCAGUUGGAGUGUCCACCUACGCCUACGCAUCGACCCAAACCUUUGUGCCCGUUGCCUGUCUGCCAAACGUCCAACGUAUCAUUAUCUUCGGAGGAGCCUCUGCCGCCGUCUUGGGAAGCGAGGAUCGACAGCCACGGCCGAGUGUUCUACAUAGAUCACAUCAAUCGCACGACUACGUGGCAGAGGCCGACGCGCUUAACGACGCGCAACACCGGCUGCGACCUGCGGCGGCAACAGCUGGACAGGCGUUACCAAAGCGUGCGACGCACCAUUUCGCGGCCCGACAACAUCGACCGCGAAGCGAACAAUUCGAACGGCAAUCAUUUCGAGAACACCGAGCGAACGCCGAGCGAGCGUGCCGAGCCCUUCGACAUCACUACGAUACCGCCGGUGUUGUUCCUGACGCGGCCCGAUUUCUUCACCGUGUUGCACACUAACACGGACGCCAUGGAGGUCUACAACCGCAAUCCGAGUUUGAAGCACAUGAUCAGCCGAGUCAGAAGGAACCCGUUGAUUUUCCCGAGGUACGAGCACAACCGAGACCUCGUCGCCUUGAUCAACUUCUUCGCCGAUCCGGGCAAGGAGUUACCGAGAGGAUACGAAUCGAAGCUCGACCGAACGGGCAAGAGAUUUUUUAUAUGUCAUGCUAGAAAGGCGACCUCUUUUAUCGAUCCACGAUUACCUACCGAAUCCGCACACGUGCGAACGUUGCUGGACGAAGCUCCUGUACCGCCGCCUAGGCCGCAGCAGUCGUCCGUAACCGCUACGCCCGACAUACCCGUGGCCUACAAUGACAAAGUAGUCGCUUUCCUACGUCAGCCUAAUAUAAUAGAUAUUCUGAAGGAGAGACAUUCCGCAUUAGGGCAGAAUAUCGCGCUGCGGGAGAAGGUUAACACUAUUAGGGUCGAGGGAACCACAGCGUUACAGAGAAUGGGACACGACGUUCCUCUGGCGUUAUUGCUAAGUUUAUUUGAACAAGAGAUCAUGUCGUACGUACCUGGUAGUAUGGGUAGAUCUCCGCUCGGUAGUCCGCACGCGUCACCCGGCUUGACGAGGGCUUCCGCCAGAGCCCCGGCGCCGUACAGAAGAGAUUUCGAGGCCAAACUUCGGACGUUCUACCGAAAGCUCGAGAGCAAAGGCUACGGCCAAGGCCCGGGUAAAUUGAAGUUGCACAUUAGGAGAGAACACUUGCUCGAGGACGCUUUUACGCGUAUAAUGGCCGCGUCGAAGAAAGACUUGCAGAAAGGUAAACUGGUGGUGAUCUUCGACCACGAGGAGGGUUUGGAUUACGGCGGGCCGUCCCGAGAAUUUUUCUUUCAUUUGUCGCGCGAGCUGUUCAAUCCUUAUUACGGAUUGUUUGAGUACUCGGCCAACGAUACUUACACCGUGCAAAUCUCGCCGAUGUCGGCUUUCGUGGACAACUAUCACGAUUGGUUCCGCUUUUCGGGCAGGGUUCUAGGCUUAGCGUUAGUCCACCAAUAUCUGCUCGACGCGUUCUUCACUAGGCCAUUUUACAAGGCGCUCCUAAGGAUACCGGCGAGCUUGAGCGACCUGGAGAGCUUGGACCAGGAGUUCCAUCAGAGUCUGAUGUGGAUCAAAGAGAAGGACAUCAGCAUCGAGCCGUUGGAGCUGACGUUCUCGGUGACGGAGGAGCUCCUAGGUCGAGUUGCUGAGCGCGAGUUGAAGCCAGGCGGCAGGAACAUCGCGGUCACCGAGAAGAACAAGAAGGAGUACCUCGAAAGGGUGGUGCGUUGGCGUCUGGAACGCGGCGUGGCCGAGCAAACGGAGUCGUUGGUCCGUGGCUUCUACGAGGUGGUGGAUCCGCGCUUGGUGUCAGUUUUCGACGCCCGCGAGCUGGAGCUAGUGAUCGCCGGCGCGGCCGAGAUCGACCUGAACGACUGGCGAACGCAUACCGAGUACAGGAGCGGAUAUCACGACGCGCACCCGGUAGUAGAGUGGUUCUGGAGCAGCAUUAGCCGGUUCACCAACGAGCAACGCUUGCGAUUACUGCAGUUCGUUACCGGCACUUCGAGCAUUCCGUACGAAGGAUUCGCGGCGCUGCGGGGCUCCACGGGACCGAGGAAGUUCUGCAUCGAGAAAUGGGGCAGGCCGAACAGUUUACCAAGGGCGCAUACAUGUUUCAAUCGCUUGGAUCUCCCACCUUAUCCCACGCCCGAGAUUUUAUACGAAAAACUGUUGUUAGCCGUGGAGGAGACGAAUACCUUCGGCAUAGAAUAAAGCAACGCGCGCAUUGAAUUUAUAAAUUAUAAAGAAUUUGUACAAUCGAUAGAAUAUACGACGAGUCGCACUUUCUCUUAA
Molecule: messenger RNA, 4208 nt
Organism: Dinoponera quadriceps
Lineage: Eukaryota; Metazoa; Arthropoda; Insecta; Hymenoptera; Formicidae
Gene: Hecw
Product: E3 ubiquitin-protein ligase HECW2
Exons: 10
Coding region: 213-4127 (1304 amino acids)
Biological process (GO): regulation of dendrite morphogenesis
Molecular function (GO): ubiquitin-protein transferase activity; protein binding
Source: RefSeq, a predicted model, not a curated record